CACUUGGUAAUUUGUGCACCGAUUCCAUUCAGCGUGUAAUCACCGGAGGCUGUGGGAUGAGAAGAUGUCGACGUCAUCGGGGGUUUCGGAUUUGUUUCAGCAUCAGGGAGCCUUGGAGCUGCUGGUCUUUAACUUUUUGCUCAUCUUAACUAUCUUGACUAUCUGGCUCUUUAAAAACCGUCGCUUUAGGUUCCUACAUGAGACCGGAGGAGCCAUGGUGUACGGCCUGGUGAUGGGGCUGAUUGUACGCUAUGCUACAAAACCAUCUGAACUGGAAAACGGAACUGUUUAUGGCUGUGAAAACCUGAAAAGCAACCCUUCACUGCUUCUCAUUAAUGUCACCAGCAAAGUCUACGAGUACGAGUACAGGGGCGAAGUCAACAAAAACAAUGUCAACAGUCACCAGGGGAAUGCCAUGCUACAAAAGAUGACUUUUGACCCAGAGGUUUUCUUCAAUGUGCUUCUGCCUCCUAUAAUAUUCCACGCUGGGUACAGUUUAAAGAAGAGACAUUUCUUCCGAAACUUGGGAACUAUUCUGACAUAUGCUUUUUUGGGGACUGCUAUCUCUUGCUUUGUGAUUGGGCUGGUGAUGUACGGCUUUGUUAAGGCCAUGAUACAGCUGGGGCAAAUUCAGCAUGGCGACUUUCACUUCACAGACUGCUUAUUUUUCGGCUCGUUAAUGUCAGCCACUGAUCCAGUGACCGUGCUGGCAAUUUUCCAUGAACUUCAUGUGGAUACAGAUCUGUACACCCUGUUGUUUGGUGAAAGUGUUCUCAAUGAUGCAGUUGCCAUAGUCCUCACAUACUCCAUAUCAAUAUACAGACCAAAGGAGAAUCCAAACGUAUUUGAUGCAGCUGCUUUUUUCCAAAGUGUGGGCAACUUCCUGGGGAUCUUUGCUGGUUCAUUUGCAAUGGGCUCAGCUUACGCCGUAGUCACAGCUUUGUUGACAAAAUUUACUAAGCUAUGCGAGUUUCCGAUGCUGGAGACCGGACUGUUUUUUCUGCUGUCGUGGAGUGCCUUCUUAUCUGCAGAAGCAGCAGGACUCACAGGCAUCGUUGCUGUUCUGUUUUGUGGAGUCACACAGGCUCAUUACACCUACAACAAUCUGUCAGAAGAGUCUAAACUGAGAACCAAGCAGCUGUUCGAGUUCAUGAAUUUUUUGGCAGAGAACUUUAUCUUCUGUUAUAUGGGGCUUGCCUUGUUUACAUUCCAGAAUCAUAUAUUUAAUGCUCUUUUCAUAUGUGGUGCUUUUAUAUCUAUAUUUGUAGCAAGAGCCUGUAACAUAUAUCCUCUAACCUUUUUCUUGAACCUGGGUCGGAGGAAAAAAAUCCCCUGGAACUUUCAGCAUAUGAUGAUGUUUUCUGGUUUACGUGGAGCGAUAGCAUUUGCUCUAGCUAUAAGGGAUACAGAUUCACAGCCGAAACAAAUGAUGUUUACUACAACGCUACUCGUUGUGUUCUUUACGGUCUGGGUGUUUGGAGGAGGUACGACCCCAAUGUUAACAUGGUUGCACAUCAGGGUUGGUGUGGACCCAGACCAGGACUUGAGAGGAGAAUCUGCGGAUCAGAGGACAGAAUCCCAGAAUAAGAGCUCAACAAAGGCAGAAAGCGCUUGGCUGUUCAGGAUAUGGUAUGGCUUUGAUCACAAAUACCUCAAGCCGAUAUUAACGCACACUGGGCCCCCCCUCACAAGCACCUUCCCGCAAUGGUGUGGCCCCGUCGCUCAGCUCCUGACAAGUCCCAAAGCCUAUGCCGAAGAACUAAAGAAUGAUGACACGGACUGCAUAGUAAACCAUGAUGAACUAACUGCCGCUUAUGAAGAAAACACAUUAGCCUCAAAUCUAUCACCAACAAUGCAAUAUCCACGAGAGGAGAGGGAGGCCGCACAGGAGGAGGCCAGAGAAAAUGUGAACGAAGGAGAUCUUGGGUUGGGAGGAUAUGCAUUUAAACUUGAUAUUACUGCUCAUCAACCUCAUCAAGAGACAUCUGGUGGAACCAUGCAGUUAUAAUAGGAUGUUGCAAACAGAACCUAUAUAUAUUCUUUAUUCAAGGUGUCUUCACUCCUGGACGAAAAAUUAUAUUGACAUAAAAUUACUUUAUAUCUUAGGGGAAACAUUUCUUUGUUUACAUAAUCAAAAUCCGUUAACCAUGGUGUGUUGAUAAUUUCUAUCUGUUCCGGAAUACAUUUCCCGUUGCCUUCAUUCAUUCUUUGAUGUUGGAUCGAGGGAAUCGGGGUCCACAAAAGCUCGUGUACAUGU
This is a messenger RNA of Spea bombifrons (plains spadefoot toad), 2257 nucleotides long. It is a transcript of the gene SLC9A9, whose product is annotated as solute carrier family 9 member A9. The transcript has 16 exons. NCBI's taxonomy places the organism in Eukaryota, Metazoa, Chordata, Amphibia, Anura, Pelobatidae. The record is from RefSeq and is a predicted model, not a curated record. Gene Ontology annotation, molecular function: sodium:proton antiporter activity. Gene Ontology annotation, cellular component: recycling endosome; membrane. Gene Ontology annotation, biological process: regulation of pH; sodium ion transport; proton transmembrane transport. The coding region runs from base 65 to 2008 and encodes 647 amino acids.